AUGACAAAACCAGUGAAAAAGACAAAGUUCAGUCUCCAGCAAUUGGACUCAAUACCUGGACAAAUCGGAUAUAUUGUAUGCGAGGGAAAUAAAAUUGUUAGUUUUUUUUCAAUUUUCCGCUGGAAAUUUUUCUCAAAAAAUAAUCUGAGAUUGUCCGAUCCUAAAUCGAAUAUUUGCAGGUUCACACAACAAUCAAAGAAGACGAGAAUCCAACUCAAAUCGCCUUCAACGCAUUGCGAUUGGCUUCCCGCACAAAAUCUCCAGAGUUCGCCGAUCAUCCAACGCAUACAAUUCAAGUUCAAUUCGAUCAUCAUUUGUUCGAACUUUUUCAAAUUGCCCAAUAUUUUAUUAUUGUCAAAAAACGAGUCGAAGAUCCAGAUGAAUAA
Molecule: messenger RNA, 386 nt
Organism: Caenorhabditis angaria
Lineage: Eukaryota; Metazoa; Nematoda; Chromadorea; Rhabditida; Rhabditidae
Source: the annotation of a GenBank genome assembly